AAAAUUGAUUUGGGCGCGAUCGCGCAUUACUAAGGGCAAAUAGUGUUUUCAAGACCAGCCGCCAUGGCCUGAAGAAUUUCAUAACGCUGUUGGAAAUGCCGUCAAACGAGGCCGUUUGGCCACUCCUUUCGCAGCUCAUUGGUUGGGGCUACUUUGCAGCAUGGAGCUUGAGCUUUUAUCCUCAGCUUGUGCUCAAUUGGCGACGCCGCAGCGUGGAAGGGUUGUCUCUUGACUUUCUUGCUUUGAACCUGUGGGGAUUUCUAUGCUACUCGAUAUACAACGUUGGCCUCUAUGUGAAUCGAGAUAAAUGGGGACUUGACAACAGCGUGCAAUUGAAUGACGUGGUCUUUGCCAUACAUGCCUGCAUUCUUACAGCCCUUACUGCUUUGCAGAGCUUUAUUUAUCACCGCUCUGAAGGGCAGAAAGUAUCAAUGCCCUCCGCAUCAUUCAUCGUGAUCACAGCGUCUACCGCAUGCGUGGCAGGUCUCUUAGCCUUCAAAGGAAUCAUUCCCGCUUCAUACUCUCUGUAUUACUUGUCAUACAUCAAAAUGGCCAUCACCCUUAUAAAAUAUGUACCACAGGCCUAUUUGAACUUCAAGCGCCAAUCUACGGUUGGGUGGAGCAUUGAUAACAUCCUCCUUGAUCUUACUGGAGGCGUGUUGUCAAUGAUGCAGAGUCUGAUUGAUGCCUCCGUUAGUGGCGACUGGUCGGAUAUUACCAAAAAUCCAGUCAAAUUUGGACUGGGCCUCACCUCAAUGAGCUUUGAUGGACUGUUUAUCGUACAGCAUUACGUUUUGUACCGCAAUCGCGUCCGUGGUUAUGGUGGACCGAAUGAAAGGGACGAAGUUGGCCCACUCUUGUCCGCGCCGGAGGAAGCGUAGGAAAAGAUUUCCAGCUCCCGUAUCUUCCCUACCUUGUUCGCAGCCCAAAUCACAAAAGAGUUCAAUCUGUGCGCACACACUCCAGAUAUCAUGCGCGAAGCCAGUUUCGCAUUCACGGUUGCUGCUCACUCCAUUGGCUGAGUGAUACCUGCCGCUGCGCUCGUCUCUCCUUCGCCUGGGCAGUCAUGCAAUCUCCUACUUCUUUAUGUGUCUGUAGUAUAUAAUCUAGGUCUGAUAGGCACAAUUACUUACUAAAUAGAGCAUAGGUAAAUGGUUACCUUUACAUAGGGCUCUCAACAUUGGACUAUCUGUUU
This is a messenger RNA of Spizellomyces punctatus DAOM BR117, 1195 nucleotides long. RefSeq names its product lysosomal Cystine transporter. The transcript has 8 exons. The coding region runs from base 96 to 881 and encodes 261 amino acids. Gene Ontology annotation, cellular component: vacuolar membrane. Gene Ontology annotation, biological process: L-cystine transport. The record is from RefSeq and is a predicted model, not a curated record. Gene Ontology annotation, molecular function: L-cystine transmembrane transporter activity. NCBI's taxonomy places the organism in Eukaryota, Fungi, Chytridiomycota, Chytridiomycetes, Spizellomycetales, Spizellomycetaceae.